UGUGGGGCGGGCAGUGAGGGCCAAUGCGCACAGCUAACAGGUGCCAUGGAGUUGAAAAAGGAAAACUGUGAAAUAACCAUAGAUAUGCUCCUUAUAGUUCACUCCGAGAAGAGAAGGACUGUGCAGAGGGACAGACAGACGGAUUCGGCUUCUUCGCUGCAAUGCCGAGGCUUCCAGGGAAUCGGAAAUGGAAACCGAAGACGGCAGAAAUUGGAAGGAAACGACCUUCGAGGAAACGUGGCCCAGACACAGCACCAUCAGCAGACGCAAGUCAUCACGUCCUAUGACAACGAAGGAACUCAUUUAACUGUGGAGAUACACCCUAGGAACAAAACACCACAGCUACUUAAGAAAUUCUCUUUUGACAAACGUUUUCAAGGAGAUCGGAAUGGAAACACAAGACCACAGCAGCCAGGAGGGAAAGAUGCCCAUGCCUACCCAUGGGAUCGGUCUAGCCUGAAAUCCAUGCCGUUGGACCUAAGGCAGUUUGAAAAAUUGGAUGCAUAUGCCUCCAAGGUGAAAGUCAAGUCUGGUUUGGAAGAACUGGUGAAAGACUUGCUCCAGGAGGCUCAUACGGACCUGGAGAAGGUCAGAGCCAUUUGGGUAUGGAUAUGCCAUCACAUAGAGUAUGAUAUCGUGGCUGCCCAGGAGAAGGACCGUCGGUCCUACAAGCCCACUGACAUUCUGCAGAGCCUGAAGAGCAACUGUGAUGGGUACGCCGAGCUCUUUGAGAAAAUGUGCAGGCUUGCAGGGGUACAUUGCAUGACAGUGGCUGGAUACUCCAAAGGUUAUGGAUACCAAACUGGACAGAGCUUUUCAGGGGAAUAUGACCACGCCUGGAAUGCCGUUUACCUGGAAGGAAGAUGGCAUCUACUGGACAGCACGUGGGGAAGUGGCUUGGUAGAUCCUGCCACCACCAAAUUCACCUUCAUAUACAAUGAAUUCUAUUUCCUCACCCACCCUGCCCUGUUCAUCGAGGACCACUUCCCAGACAAUAAGAACUGGCAACUGCUGAAACCUGUCCAGUCUCUGAGACAAUUUGAGACCAAUAUGUACCACAAGAGUGAAUUUUACAACAAGGGGAUGCUGGCAGCCCACCCAGAGACAUCAGUCAUCAAAACAGUAAAAGGAAAAGCCACCAUUUCCAUCGAGAGUUGCUCCCCAACACUCUUCAUGUUCAUGCUCAAUGGAAAACAGGAAAAUGGCAUAAUGACUUUCAAGAAGAAUGGGAUGAAGCUGGAGGUGUACCCCCAGACCACUGGCACUCACAAGUUACAGAUCUUUGCUAAAGGCACCUCAGAUCUCUACAGCUCUGUGUUAGAAUAUACCCUGGAAUGCAGCUCAGUGGACAGGAGCAUCCAGCUUCCCUCCGAACUCCACCAGCCCGUGGGCCCCAGCUGGUUCUCUGAGCAGGCAGGCAUCCUGAAGCCUUCACACCCUGAUCCCAUCAUUCACACCCAGGAUGGGCGCUGCUCCAUCAGCUUUGGGGUAGAAGAGGGCAUCAGCGUCUUAGCCUCAUUACACGGAGAUGAGAAAAUAACCGAGGAGACGCAGCGACGUUACAUCUUCCAGCUCCAUGGGGAGAAGAGAACAGAGCUGAAAGUCCAACUUCCCUACGCAGGGAAGUUUGCCCUGAAAAUCUUUGCCAAGAAGAGGUUGGACCCAGGCAACUAUGUCUUCAUCUUCAAUUACCUCCUCUGUUGCUCUAACACUAAAGUGAAAUGGCCUGUGUUCCCGGAGAGUUUUGGCAACUGGGGUCAGGACAAUGAGUUGCUAGAGCCUCUGUCCGGGGUGCUGCCGGCCAACCGGAAUAUCCCAUUUAAACUGAAGCUCCAUGGGGUAGCAGAAGCAUUAGUGAAAGGGCAGGACACAUGGCCUCUGACGCUGAGCCAAGAUGGCUACUGGGAGGGUACCUGUAACACUGCCGGCUGCCGAGAGGUUUACGUCAUGGUCUUGGAGAACGCCAACCACAACUUCUACUCCUACAUCCUGAAAUACAAAGUGACAGCCCAAUGACAAUCCUUGAGCUCCUUCUACUCCAUCUUUCUGGAUGGACAUUUCUCAU
This is a messenger RNA of Trichosurus vulpecula (common brushtail), 2065 nucleotides long. RefSeq names its product kyphoscoliosis peptidase (gene KY). Lineage: Eukaryota; Metazoa; Chordata; Mammalia; Diprotodontia; Phalangeridae. The record is from RefSeq and is a predicted model, not a curated record. Bases 46 to 2016 code for a protein of 656 amino acids. The transcript is spliced from 11 exons.